UAAAGUUUAUUAACAUAUUCAAUUACAUGUGUGCAAUUUUAAUUUAAACCUUUUUAUAGGCUACAUAUGUGUACUGAAGUGUGUAUGAAAAUGCACGUUUUUUAAAUCUAGAAAAAAUUAUUCGUCAAUUGUCAAAAAAUAUAAUGAAAAAUUAUUUUGUACACAAUAUUGUGUGUUAAUUGGAACCACGACCCCCCCCUCCAAAAUAAAGUGGUGAUGCAUUUGCAUUUUUAUUUAGAUUAAAUACAAAUUGUUUACCAGUCUACAUUAAAGAGUUGGCCUUUUUAUAAAAUGUUUUACUGACAAAAAUAUGAAAACAUUUAGCCAUGUAUAAUUAAAAAAAAAAUUACCUUAAACAUUUAAUCUCGUAUAUUAAAAAAAAACUAUAAUUAUCUUAACGUAUAUUAUAUUUUUGUAUUAUUUUGUUGUCCAUAAUUUUGUGUAGUAAUUGAAAGCAUACACACUCCCACCCAAAAAUUAAAAAAAAAUAAAAUGGUUAUGCAUUUUAUCGCAAUAUAUUUAAAAAAGUUAUUUUCAACACUCUACAUUAAGGUUUGCAUUUUUAUAAAAUAUUUUUAUUGACAAAAAAAUGAAAAAACACUGUACUUUUUUGAGGUGAUUCUUUGGCAUGCCACUAAGGCUACGUUCACACUGCAAGGUCGGAUGUCCAAUUCAGAUUUUUUAGUCAGUUCCGAUCUUUUUAGUGGUGGUUCAAAUUGCAAAAAAAAAAAAAAAAAAAAAAGUGAUUUCUAAUGUGAAUGCAAUCUGACCCAUAAGCGGACAUGGCGUCAUGGUUUAUGGAAAUAAACACGGCUUCCACUUCAGUCCAUCUCAGUACUGGCACAUUUGUGGCAAUUUCAAAGAUUUUGUGCAAACAAAUGUAACAUGUUCUGAAGCAAAUUACUGAUUAAGAAAGAAGAGGACAAAUAUUUUAGUUCUGGCAUUUUUUUACGAGAUAUUUUGCUCCGAUGUCUGCUCGAAGACCGAGCAGUCGGAGACAAGAGUGGUGGAACUUUCACGUGAGUUCCUAAAACAUUAUUUCCACCCGUUUUCUACUUCGUUGUCAACUAUUUAUUUUGUAAAACAGUCAAUUUUGGCAACUAGUUAAAAUGCUUAUCACUUUUUGAUCACGUUUUGGUCAGAUGAAUUAGUUAAUUAAAAUACCACAACACUGGAUAUUGUUCAGAUAAGUUCCAUUUAAGAACUUGCACACAAAGCAACACUGGAGGUGACUAUGACGUGUGCAUUUUCCGCGCAUGCGUACUAGGUCACGUUGCGCCGGCGGACGGCAGGGUUCUUAAACAGUGGCAUUGUUGUGUGUGGACACGGAUAAGGUUAGGUGGGAUUUACCCUGGAUAACCUUAUACCCUAGUGCAGGGGUCGGCAACCCGCGGCUCUAGAGCCGCAUGCGGCUCUUUAGCGCCGCCCUAGUGGCUCUCUGGAGCUUUUUAAAAAAUGUAUGAAAAUUGGAAAAAGAUAAGGGGAAAAAUAUAUAUUUUUUGCUUUAAUAUGGUUUCUGUAGGAGGACAAACAUGACACAAACCUCCCUUAUUGUUAUAAAGCACACUGUUUAUAUUAAACGUGCUUCACUGAUUCGACUAUUUGGAGAGCACCGUUUUGUCCUACUAAUUUUGGCGGUCCUUGAACUCACCGUAGUUUGUUUACAUGUAUAACGUUCUCCGACUUUCUAGGACGUGUUUUAUGCCACUUCUUUUGUCCACCAAUUUUGUAAUGUGCGUGAAUGCACAAAGGACACUGCAGGCAAGGUGUUGGACCGCUGGACCAUCAUGUCCCGAGAAGAGGAGAUCAUCACCCUGCAGCAGUUUUUGCGCUUUGGCGAGACCAAAUCCAUCGUGGAGCUGAUGGCCAUUCAGGAGAAGGAAGGGCAGGCAGUUACCGUUCCGUCCUCCAAAACCGACUCCGGGAUUAGGACGUUCAUUGAGAGCAACAACAGGACACGCAGCCCGGGACUGCUUACACAUUUAGAAAAUAGCAGCCCAUCUAGUAUUCAUCACUUUGAGAAUAUCCCCAACAGCUUAGCAUUCCUUUUACCGUUCCAGUACAUCAACCCGGUGUCUGCCCCCAUGCUCGGUUUACCCCCCAACGGACUACCAAUGGAACAGUCAGCUCUCCGGCUACGGGAGCCCAGCUUGCCCAACCAAGUUGAACAAGUGGAAACUAGCGAGUCAGACGUGUCCAUGUCGCCUUUCCGUACGAGCCAAAGUCCGAGCCGUGGAACCUUGGGCGGCAUGAACAACACUGAACCCAAAACGGAGCCCAGCAAUCGGGCAUCCCCCGUCUCGCCAUCUCCGUCCCUCCAGCAGGCUCAACAGCAGCAGUCACAGCAACAGCAGCAGCAGCAGGGGCAACAGCAGUCCCAAAGCCAGUCUCAGCAAUCCAACACCAUGAGUGACCACCAGAUUCACCUUCACUUUGUCAAAGAGGAGCAGUCAAAAUCCAUCACCCAUGCUUCAUUUUCCUCCAAAAUGCACCGCAUGAGGCGCAUGGGCUCCACCUCCCGCAAAGGCCGCGUGUGCUGCAAUUCUUGCGGCAAGACCUUUUACGACAAAGGCACGCUCAAGAUACACUACAACGCGGUACACUUAAAGAUUAAACACCGCUGCACCAUCGAGGGCUGCAACAUGGUCUUUAGUUCCCUGCGCAGUCGCAACCGUCACAGCGCCAACCCAAACCCACGUCUGCACAUGCCUAUGUUGCGCAAUAACCGCGACAAAGACCUAAUUCGUGCCAACUCCAACUCUGGUACGCCUGUCAUCUCAAGCACCAAAAAUGGUGGAUUCACACUUACAAGUCCUGGCCGGCCACCUCUGGGCUUCACCACUCCACCAAUAGACCCGAUGCUUCAAUCCCCCCUGCAGAGCACACUGGUGUUCCCCUCUCUAAAGUCAGUGCAACCAGUCCAACCUGUGCCCCCAUUCUACCGUACACUACUGUCCCCUGCAGACCUUGUUAGUCCACCCGUCUCGCUGCCUAUAAGCCCCAUUCUGCCCACCACAACCAACAGCACCACCUUAAUGGACCAGCAACAGCAGAUCCUGGCGGCUGUGGCUUCACACAACAAUGUCCACAUGUCCGAGAUGGGAGCCAUGUCGCAUAGCUUAAACACAAUCGGUGGCCAUCAUGAGCCAGGCACCGGCGGCGGGGUAGACCCCACGCCCAAAAAGAAGCCUCGUAAGUCCAGCAUGCCCGUGAAGAUCGAGAAGGAAGUGAUUGACGUGGCGGAUGAAUACGACGACAAAGACGAGGACGACGACGAUCACAUCAACCACAAUCAUCACCAAUAUCACCACUCGUCGCUCCUUCACAACAGCAUCAAGAUGAACGGAAACUACAACAGCAACAACAAUAGUGGGAGUGGCACAGGGAACCACAGCGGUGGAAGCGGGCAGCAAUCCCCUUCCCCGGAUGAGAUGAGUCCCGGUAUGACUCUGAGAGGCAUGAUGAGGCAAAGUGAGGAUGAAUGCCGAGAGGGGGCUGGUAGUGACGGUAGGGGCGAGCUUCGAGGUUCUAGUGACCUACGCUGUAUGGACAGCUACACUUCUGAGGACCAAGACCACGAAAGAGACUUUGAGAACGAGUCUGAAACCUCGGACUCCAAGAUGUACUACCGGGAUGAGAUGAUGGACGUGGAGGAACAUCACAAGCACCCAAAAGGUGGAAAGGACCAGCGUGACAACAGCAUCGAGGAAGGACAUUUGAGAAAAGACAUAGAAGGCAAAGGUCAGCUAUCACCAUCCCCUCACCAGGCGUCCACCAAAAUCAAGGAGGAACUUAACGACCCGACUUACGACAUGUUCUGUAUGAGCCAGUACGGCCUUUAUAACGGAGGCAUGGCCGCCGCGGCCGCCGCCAGCAUGGCCGCUCUGCACGAGAGCUUCAUUUCGUCGAUGGGCUACGGCGCCAGCCCGCCCAAAUUCCCCACGUCUCAAUCGCCGGACGGGGACCCGUGCUCCAGCCCGGACCCCAAGAUCUGCUACGUGUGCAAGAAGACCUUCAAGAGCUCGUACAGCAUGAAACUGCACUACAAGAACGUGCACCUCAAGGAGAUGCACGUGUGUACGGUCGCCGGCUGCAACGCCGCUUUCCCCUCACGGCGCAGUCGAGACAGGCACAGCUCCAACAUUAACCUGCACCGCAAACUGCUGACCAAAGAGCUGGACGACAUCGUCCUGGACCCCCAACUCACGCCACUGCCCAAGGACUUCCGGGCCGAGUUACUGGCCAAGAUCUACGCCGGGCACCACCACAUGGCUUUGGACCCGACGGGCGGGAUGGCGUUCAGAGGCCUCGGCCCCGCCGCCUUGAUCCACGGCGCGCAUUCCCCCAUGGGCAACAUCGACUUCUCCCAGCGCCUUCUCCACCCGCACCUGAAGAACCACCACGCCAACGGCUUCUCCCGUCGCCAGCCGGACGACUACGUGGUGCUGGACCUGAGCACCACGUCCAGCGGCAGCGUCCACUCCUCACACGAGUCGGACGAGGGCAGCGACGAAGGCGUCCUAUUGGACGACCUGGAGGAGGAGGAGGAGGAGGAGGAGGAGGGACUGGAGGAGGAGGAAGGCAACAGCGAGGGGGAGGAACGGGGGCGAGAGACUGUUGAAACGACCAGCGAGUGCUUGGCAUCGCCGUUCCGCCUCUCGUCCACCGGAGGGAGCAACAACGACGGCGGCGGCGUCCUGUGCAGCAUCUGCCACAAAAUAUACAGCAACAAGGGGACUCUGCGCGUGCACUACAAGACUGUGCACCUGCGCGAAAUGCACAAGUGCAAAAUCCCCGGCUGCAACAUGGCGUUCAGCUCCCUGCGCAGCCGCAACAGACACUCGCAGAACCCCAACCUCCACAAAAACGCGCCCUUCUCCGCGCUGACUCCUCAAACCCCGCCCCUCUUUCCUCCUCUAGCCCCUCCCCCCGUUUGUACUCUGCCCUGCCCGUGAAAGAUCCUUUCCGUACACUCCACUUUGCCCCUGACGCCGCUGGUUUUCAUACACCUCCUCCUCUCCAAAGAACUUCUUAUUUGUGACUUUUUGCCUGCGGACAAGAUCGUACUGAGACUUUGAGGAAAAAAAAAACAAGAAAAAAAAACAUGUAUCUUGUUGUAUUUGUGUAAUGAUAGCUUUGAAAUGAACCCCCUUAACGGAGGGGGGUAAAAAGCAUGCCAGCUUCAUUUGUAAAUAAUGUCCCGAGAGUGUAGAAGACUCGUGUUGAUGGUCCGUUUGCUUAUUUUUUUUUUUGUUGCUUUUUAUGUUACAGUCCAGUACAAUACUUCAAGCUAUAGGCAAGAAAGAGGUAGCAUCUUACUAGCUUGAGUCAUUUUAUCACAUCUUAAAAAAAGACAAAAAAAAAAAAACCUACAUAAGAGUAUCACGUGAAUUGCUUUGUUGGAUAUUCAGAGGUUGCCGGCAUGCUCUUCUUAGGCUCCCACGCGGAUAUCUGUGUCUUAUUGAUUUUGCGUUGAUGUUUAUGCGAUUCCGUUUUUUUUUGCACUUUGCAUCUAUACAAGGGGAUGUGUAAUAUUAGUGAGGACGUUUGCAAUGGUGAGUUAAGGUGCAUCGUUUGAUCGUGGAACUUCAACCUGCCGGCGCCGGUUUUUCGUUUGCUUUGUUUUUGCGUGUGCCCUUAAAUGUAAACAACAACAACAACAACAAAAAAGAUACGACAAUACCCAACAAAACGUCACAUGAAUGGAUUUUGGUUGUCCAGU
Molecule: messenger RNA, 5722 nt
Organism: Nerophis lumbriciformis (worm pipefish)
Lineage: Eukaryota; Metazoa; Chordata; Actinopteri; Syngnathiformes; Syngnathidae
Gene: bnc2
Product: basonuclin zinc finger protein 2
Biological process (GO): regulation of DNA-templated transcription
Cellular component (GO): nucleus
Source: RefSeq, a predicted model, not a curated record